UCAGAGAAGCGGCGGUCCCAUUGGAGAAGAGGGCGUGGUGAGGAAGCAGGACGAGCGAUGGCCAACGGCAACGAGAGCAGCGAGGGCUCCAGCAACCCCUUGGCGGCGGCGGUGGCGGCGACCACCGGUGGCGUGGCGGGUGGCGAGUCCUCCUCGCCCGUCUCCACCUACGCCAAGCUGGUCCUCCUGGGCCUGAUCAUCUGCAUCAGCCUGGUGGGCAACCUGGUGGUGUCUCUGCUGGUGCUGCGCGACCGGGUUCUGCACAAGGCGCCGUACUACUUCCUGCUGGACCUCUGCCUGGCCGACACCAUCCGCUCGGCCGUCUGCUUCCCCUUCGUCCUGGUGUCCAUCAAGAAUGGCUCGGCGUGGACGUACAGCGUGCUCAGCUGCAAGGUGGUAGCCUUCAUGGCCGUUCUCUUCUGCUUCCACGCAGCCUUCAUGCUCUUCUGCAUCAGCGUCACGCGCUACAUGGCCAUCGCCCACCACCGCUUCUACGCCAAGCGCAUGACCUUCUGGACAUGCGUGGCGGUGGUGUGCAUGGUUUGGACGCUGUCGGUGGCCAUGGCCUUCCCGCCCGUCUUCGACGUAGGCACGUAUAAGUUCAUCCGCGAGGAGGACCAGUGCAUCUUUGAGCACCGCUACUUCAAGGCCAACGACACGCUGGGCUUCAUGCUCAUGCUGGCCGUCCUGAUCCUGGCCACGCACGUGGUCUACAUGAAGCUGCUGCUCUUCGAGUACAAGCACCGCAAGAUGAAGCCCGUCCAGAUGGUGCCCGCCAUCAGCCAGAACUGGACCUUCCAUGGGCCCGGCGCCACCGGCCAGGCCGCCGCCAACUGGAUCGCGGGAUUCGGACGCGGUCCCAUGCCCCCCACCCUACUGGGCAUCCGGCAGAACUUGCACAACCAGAACCGCCGCUUGCUUGGCAUGGAGGAGUUCAAGGCCGAGAAGCAGCUUGGCAGGAUGUUCUAUGUGAUCACGCUUUUUUUCCUGGUGCUCUGGUCCCCCUACAUUGUGGCCUGCUACUGGCGGGUCUUUGUCAAGGCAUGCACUAUACCCCACCGGUACCUGUCCACCACUGUGUGGAUGAGCUUCGCCCAGGCUGGAGUAAACCCCAUCAUCUGCUUUCUCCUCAACAAGGACCUGAAGAAGGGACUCAAGGCUCACCUGCCACCUUGUUGUAGGACUAAACCUCAACUGCCCCGUGAGCCUUACUGCGUCAUGUGAACCGAAUGUUUGUUUGUUUGUUUCGUUCUGUUUUGUUUGUUUGCUUUAGUUCUUUUUAAGGUUUUAGGUGGAGGGUGGGGGAAGGAUGAAACGUUUGGGGUUCAAAAGAAGUGGUAGAUGACAUAAGAAGGGCAUGAGGAACUAUUUGAGUUGUUGUGGCCUUUGAUUCAGUGCAAGAUGUUUCUUUUGUUUUUGCUAAAAAGGAAAGUCUGAAUUCACCUCGAUGCUAAUUUUUCCCAGCGCCUGCUCCUUUAGGGAAGGGACUGGGUUUUGGAACGAUGCUCUGUUAAAAAAAUUCAUGUAGAUUUAAAGAAUUUUAUCCGAAGCAUGAGAGCGGUACUGUUUUUUGAAAGCACUGAAAAAAAAAAACCACUACUGAAGAUCCAAAACCUCUUUAUUGAAUGUAUGACUACAUGAUAAAGAUGAUGGUAAGAAAAUGCAUAAUUGUUACAUUUGGCUGUUAAAUCUGGAAGAAUAGUUGUCACAAAAUAUGUUUACUGAAAUACACUCCUUUAAGAGCUUCCUAUGCCCAUAUCUAGAAAAGUCUUCUAGUGGGGCAGUGAUGCUCACUGUAAAACAUGAUUAACAAGAACAGCCUCAGUGCAUGUAUGUAACAAUACCUUUGAAAUGGAAAAGAUACGAACUUGAUAACGACAACAAUAAUAAUAAUAAUAAUAAUAAUAAUAAUAAUAAUAAUAAUAAUAGCACCAUUUCCAAGUUCUGAUGGACUAUUUAUGGGUCAGAUGAUAUAUUUUACAAGUAAAAGAGUGAACCAAACCUAGUUUGGGGACUAAAUAUUUAUUUAGAAUGAGAAAAUGACCCUGAUGGCGAAGUCAGUCCCUUGUGUUCUCAUGCCUAGUGCCAGAUGGUCCUCAGAGAAUAUAAUGUACAUGGAAAGAGAAAGAAGUGUCUAUGACUAAUAAUUUCUCAUCUGCUUGAAUCAAAGGCAUCAGGAACAUUGCCAAGUUGAAAGGAUUAAAAAAAUACUUUUAUCACGAAAUACAGCAUAUAAUUUGCAGUGUAAUAGUGAAAGAGUGAAUUUGCUGCAGUUAGCUUCUUUUAAUUUAUCAUAGGCUUUGUAUUAUUAAGUCUUUACCUAUGUCUUAUAAUGAUUUAAUCAUUCAUGUAAUUUAAAGAAAGAUGAUAUCUUUCGUCGCAUUGCACAAACCUCUUAAAAUCCUCAUGUCAGGAAUGAAUUUGUUUGAUGAAGCUUGGACGCUGGAUUCGGCGUCUGGUUAUGCUGGUGUUCAGCAUGCAGAUAACUAUUUGACUCAAUAGAUUGUUGGCCCAAAUUGAUUGACCACAACAGACUGAGCAUAGCAUCAUCUGAUGAGAGCGAAUGUAUUAGUUAGCUUGAGUGAGGCACUGAGAAAGAACUGUCCCAACCCUCCCACUACAAUUCCCUAUGAAAUACACCUGGGCCUGAGAGACGUACUUGAAUUACUUGAAUCUGUUUGGGUGCACAACUAGGCCAGUCAAGCAUUCAACAUGAUGUUGUGCGGUUAUGUUGCAGAAGUCAUGAAGGAGCUAUACCUAAACCCAUUUCUCUUACCGGAUUUCAAAAACUUAGUUUAAUGUUUACAUGCUGUACUUGUGUCUCUUGAGGAACAAAACAUCAGUUUUACUCAUGGUACCUGUGAAUAAGACUGCAGCAGAGUUGCAGGGACAGUUACAACUGAAGUUAAAAGUGAAGUUAAAACCAGGCAGUCCAGAUAAAAGCAAGCGAAACUGGGUGCAGUCCAUGCUGAAAAAGAGCCUCUUACUUGAUGGAUUCAUUCAAUAGGUUGAUGAGUGUCGCAUUCUGAGCUGAUCGAGAAGGCUAUAGCGGAAAUAUUCGGAGCUUUCAAAGUUUCAGUAUUACCAGCCGUGAUGACACAAACAAGAUUAUAGUCAAGGAGGGCUCGCUUGGGCCUCUGAAGAAUGUUUGGAUUGUUCUAGAAUUUACUCAUCUUUGGUCUUAAUUAGAUGAUAUGAGCUGCCAUGCAGAAAUGGGAGGAAGGAGACAGACGAUGCCUGAUAAUGAUGUUUUUUGCACACAGCUUGAAGAAUUGUUGAUCAAUUUAGCGUUUAUCUGGCAUUACAUUGACUUGAAACAGAAUUCCGCUAAUGUGUAGACUGGGACAAAGAGAUUGUAAUAUUUAAGUGAAUGUUACAGACAGCUUGUGGAGAUGGAACAUGAAAUCUGUUUAUUCAGUAGGCUAGACUCUGGGUUUGGAAACGCCAGUUCUUUUCAGCACCCAUGCACCCAUUGUUGCAAAAGAACAAUAAUCACGGUAUCAAAAAAAGCAAAAAUGAUUAACAACAUGCAACAGGAAAAGUAGAUGAUUUUUUUCUGUAUUCUACAUUAAUGGCCUUACUCCAUCAUGAAGCAAGAGAAAUCUGACAACUUUAUGCCUAUAUUUGAUGAAAUAUACAUGCAGAAAAGGCAUAGAAUACAGGACUGGGGAAAACACAACACUGUGUAUUUGUUGCCUAAUUGAGGACGUGUCUCAAUCCCCCCCACAGACUGGAGGAACAGAAAAAAAGAUCAAGCAUCAAAUGGAUCAAAGCAACUUGACAAAAAAAAAAAAUGUUGCCAAAUUGUGACAUAAGAGUGUCCAAUUUUGCAUAGCGAAAAAGCGCAGGACUUGAAUACAAACUUAUUUCCCAUGGAAUGAAAAGAAGACUUACUUGAUUCUUGUGGAUUAUUUUAAGACUUUUUUUGUUUUGUUUUUUGUUUUCUCUUUCUCUCUCUCUCUCUCUUAUCAUUGGGUGGGUUGGAGGGAGGACAGCUGGGUAGUGUUCAUAUUCAACCAUGGAAACCAGGACUGGAAAAAGAAGCAGACUUUGGGUUGGUGUUGGGGA
Messenger RNA from Alosa alosa (allis shad), 4068 nucleotides. It is a transcript of the gene gpr173, whose product is annotated as G protein-coupled receptor 173. Lineage: Eukaryota; Metazoa; Chordata; Actinopteri; Clupeiformes; Clupeidae. The transcript has a single exon. Gene Ontology annotation, molecular function: G protein-coupled receptor activity. Gene Ontology annotation, cellular component: plasma membrane. Gene Ontology annotation, biological process: G protein-coupled receptor signaling pathway. The coding region runs from base 58 to 1224 and encodes 388 amino acids. The record is from RefSeq and is a predicted model, not a curated record.